CACAACUGUGCGAUCUUUUUUUUUUUGACAAUUCGAAAGUUGUCAAAACGUUUUUCGAUCUUUCAAAAUGCCACCCAAACCUCAAUUGACCGAGGAGGAAAAAAUAGCCCUGAAGAAGGAAAAAAAGUUACAAAAGAAGCUCGAGAAAGAACGCAAACAAAAACAGAUUAAAGUCGAUUAUUUAACACGCGAGAUUAAAUAUGGACAGCUCACUGUUUCUCGACAUGAGAAGAAUUGGAGAAGGAUGCUUAUCGACAUCACGCUUCCACGAAUGCGCGAAGAUCUUCAGUUUGCGUGGCACAACUUCGAAAGGGUUGUUGACACAAAGGACUUCACCAUUUCGCUGCUCAUGGACGAACUGGGAGAAGCCGAAGAGCAAUAUCUAAUGAACUUUAGACAACACUGCGACAACAUAGAUCUGCUCAUUCGUCGAUUCAGAGAUCGCUUGGAUGACUUGAAGGACGAUUACGAAGACAGUCUCAAUAAACUCCAGGCCGCAUGUGAAGAAGAACAAAACGUAUAUCAGCAAACGAUAAGCGACGGAGAGGAUUAUUUGAAGAUGAUGAUAUACGGUUUGGAUCAGGAUAUGAGGGAAUACGAAAAGAAGGUUAGAAGCACGUACCUGUCCAGGAUAGACGAGGAUCAAAGGGACUACAACGACAUUAUACAAACUUUACGAAUGGAUUUGGAAAAUGCACUGACCAAUUUAUGGAACAAGUCGAAGAAAUUCGUCAAAGAUUUCGAAAAACAAACGGCCCAAAGGAAGCAAAACUAUCUCGCACUUUUGGAACAAGAUAAUGCGGUCCAAGCGCAAAUAAGGCAGAACUUGAGACGAAUGGCAAAAAAUGCAAAUUUGCUUAAGAAUCUCCGAGAAGAAAAUACAGAACUGAUCAGGAGCCGUACGGAAAAACUGAACAGUUACGACAACGAGAGGCUUUAUUUAGCCAACUGUUUCGGCACCCUGAAGAAAAUCCUGAAGGAAGACGUGGGUAUCGACGAUCAAAAUAUCAGUUUGGUUACGAUCCUAAGCAACGAUAUCAUGGAUUUUUUGAAUAAAAUAGGCGGCAAAGGCGAACGUAUUUUAAAGCUUUCCGCAGUGUGUCGAAAGUUCGAGACGAAAGAGGAAAAGGUUCUCCCGUUUCCUCUUCCAGAGCCAAAGAACGUGGUUGACGCUGAGGCAGACGAUAACGAGCCGUUAUCGCUGGAAAACGACACUUUUAAUGCCGUGGCCGAACUGGAUUUGUUUUGGCAACGGGUCGCUCAGAAAGACGCGUCCAGGUACUCCUUGAACGAGGAGAGGGAAUUUCUGAUCAGAGAGAACGAUAUUUUGAAAAGAAGAUUGCACAAGUAUUGUCAGUGCGUCAGUUGUCCCGGCACGUUGACUGUAGAAGAGAAACAGCCAACGACAAGAGGACCAGUCAGUGUUUCAGACGGGAAUUUCGAAAUGAGGAAAUACAAGUGUUUCGACUUCAAUCUUUGAUUACGAUAUUUGUACGUACAAAAUUCAAAUGGCGGCCGCUUGUUUCUUUAUUUGGUUGUAUUAUAGUCGUGACCAACAAGCCACUUCGUUAGCUAAUAAAAAGGGAAGUGAAAUGAUGUCUGGCGAUGAUUCCAAGUGAAGCUUACCUUAACCUGUAUAAUAUCUAUCAACUUUGCCGUUAGAAAAUUAGAAUUGCAGAUAACAGAAAUUAAAGAAAAAAAAAUGCGCAUCGAGGCCACUGAGCUUAUUAGCUCAAUGCAAAGGAAGGUGCAAUGCAAUAAAAUAAAUCUUGCAUCUGAAUGUAGAACUGAUCACAUAUCCAAAUUUGGGAUUUCCUCUAUAUAUAUUAAUCAAUA
Agrilus planipennis (emerald ash borer) is the source of this 1836-nucleotide messenger RNA. RefSeq names its product dynein regulatory complex subunit 2-like. Gene Ontology annotation, cellular component: axonemal dynein complex; axoneme. Gene Ontology annotation, biological process: axonemal dynein complex assembly; cilium-dependent cell motility; regulation of cilium movement. The transcript is spliced from 2 exons. Lineage: Eukaryota; Metazoa; Arthropoda; Insecta; Coleoptera; Buprestidae. The coding region runs from base 68 to 1480 and encodes 470 amino acids. The record is from RefSeq and is a predicted model, not a curated record.